Messenger RNA from Podarcis lilfordi (Lilford's wall lizard), 25136 nucleotides. The record is from the annotation of a GenBank genome assembly. Lineage: Eukaryota; Metazoa; Chordata; Lepidosauria; Squamata; Lacertidae.
GGAGACCGCUUGGGCAUAUGGAGUAAGGGGCGGAAAAAAAGGGAGCGAGAGAAAGACGGAGCGGUUUCUUUACUAACUCGAGCAGAGGGGGCGGCCUAUGGUCGUUCGAACAAACAAAGUCGCAAUAUCGCCUCGCGCAGCCGUAAAAUAGCGUCGGAACUACUUUCACGGCAGGGGGCACUAAUCCGACCAGUCGUCGCGGCGGCGAAGGGGGGGGCCUGACGGCGGACGAGACUUUUAUGAUUGGCAUUGCAGGUAGCCUAUGAGACGGUAACGCCGAUCCAGGCGGUCGUGGGGAUUGGACUGUGACUGGGAAGCGCCCCCGACGCAACCGGGAGGGGGCGGAGCAUAGGACGGUUUCGGCCCCAGGCUAAUACUCGAGCCUUGGGCCUUGGCAAAGACGGAGGUGGUGCUUGUAUGCACGUAGGUGAGUACGAAUUAAGGGGGCUUUCUUGGGGGAGCCGUGGCAGUGCCGGGGGCGGGCGGCGGACUAACUGACUGACUGAGCCGCGAGGGUAGCGAGAACGGGGGAGUGGGAAGCGAGGCGGGUCCGGGUGGGGCCCCUCUCGGUUGGCCUGAAGUCGCGUUUGAGGAACGGGAACCGUCGAGAGCAGCGGAAGACCGUCCUUUCGGGUGGGAGUGGAUGGAGGGUGGGCUCCCCUCUCCGCUGGAUUGAUCUCUCUCGGGGCUCAGAGCCGCGCCGUGUGGUGCCAGGCCCUGGCUUCAGGAGUGGAAGGGGUGAGGGACGGCCGGUCUCGCCGCCUCCGCGCACAAGCGAGCGACCCGAUUUUCCUCGCCUCCCCUAGGCCGGGUUUUGUAACCGCAGGCGCAGCCCGAGGCAGCCCUGGGCGCCCCUACAAAGAUGAGCGCUGUUAAGCCCCUCACGUCUCGCAGCGACGGGCGCAGCUUCCUUUCUUCUCCUGGAGAGGCAGGCCUCCCUCCCGUGUGUACAAAACCAAACAGGCCCGGCCCAUUAAACAGUGCCGCACGUGCCCCUGUCAAGGAGACAUCCUUCUCCUAAGAAGAGCCUUGCUGGCCGUAACACUGGGUCAGACCAAAGGCCUGUCUAGCCCAGCAUCUUAUUUCCCACCGAGAAGAACCAGGUACCCCCAAGAAGAAGAAGAACACCAGCGCAGUAACCCUUUCCUACUUGUGGGCCCCAUCAACGAUGAGAUUCAUAGCCAUACUGCUGCCUCUUUCCCCUAGGCUUCAUGGCCUUUCAGGAUUGAUAAAUGUCUUUGUUGGAGGGGGAAGUAACUCUUUGGUGAGAAAUGUAACUCAAGCUUCCGUGUCAGGAAAUGCCCUCAAUAAAACAAAAGCAAAAGCAUCGUCAUACCGUAUCCUCUGUAGCCAACCAUCAGAGCACCUUCCAGUAUCCCAAGAGAGAGAAUGGUGGGGUCUUUCGCAAACAGCAGUGUUGGCAGUACAGUACACCCUGGUACUUGUUCUCUGACAGGGGAUUUUUACAGUGUGACGGAUGUUUAGGAGGCACAAGCUGUUGAGUAAAACACGGUGAAAGUUAGGAGGAUUUAAAAAAAAAAUAAAAUUGUCAUUCCACUCCCAAGAUAGUUGGGUUAUUGAUCUUUAGGAAAUGGGAGGGGAAAUGCCUUCAUUUAUGUUUAGCAUUCUUUAUAUAUUAUGCUUAAACUACCCUAGAUAGGCCUGAUUUGAUUAUUUAUUUGUGUUAUUUGAAUGGUUGUUUGUAUUAGUGCACUUUUUUCCUGGUUCACAUGUGACAAGGACAAUUGUGAACAAGAACCAUGGCAUCUGAAUUUGAGAACCCGAAUCCAAGUGCGAGAAUAAUGACAUUCCACCCAACUAUGGAAGAGUUCAAAAACUUCAGCCGUUACAUUGCGUAUAUAGAGUCGCAAGGAGCUCAUAGAGCUGGACUGGCAAAGGUAAAACAGACCACAAAAGUGUUCAAAAUGUUAUCUAGUAUGAUUCAGAAAAAUAUAGUGUAUAGUUAACUUACUUACAUGGGGGUUACAUUCCAGAGAUCACACCUAAAGCCAAAAUCAUGUUUAGUCCAAACCCAUUAUGUUUAGUGAUGGGUAGGAUUGCCAGAUUUUCCUGGAACGCCACUCCCUUUCUGCCUGUUUUAUUUUUUUUAGAUAAAGCUGAAUGAGCAAAUGUGCCUAAGUUGCCUUACUGUAAUUUGUUGAGAACCACAGCAUAGUGCUAAUGAGAAAUGUAUUUUGCAGUGAAGACGUGUCUUUGGAAAGUUUUGAUACACAGCUGCAUGCCGUUGAUGCUAAGGAAAUAGUUCUUAUUUUCAUUACAAAUAGGUCUUAAUAUUCCUCACUGAUAAAAAUUGAGUUGUUUAGAUUUUCAUAGUCAGACAUAGAAAUUUUGCACAUUGUCUAAUACUAUUUGCUUAACAAUAUUUGAGAUGAAGGGUGAUUCCCCCCCCAUAUUAAAAGUUGAGACAUUUUAAUGACUGUAUAAUUCUAACCGUGUCUACUCAGAAGUGUGAGCUAUUUAAUUCAAUGAGGCUUAGUCCCAACUAAUUAUAUCAAAGCAUUAUGCCAAUGAAAACUAUAUUAUAGAAUCAUAGAAUUGUAGAGUUGGAAGGGAUCCUGAGGAUUAUCUACUCCAACCCACUGCAAUGCAGGAAUAUGCAGCCGUACCCUUGGAAUAAUAUCUUAUGAAAUCAUGUGCCUUACUGGGUUACUUCUACAGGUUUUAUUUACUUGCUAUUUUGAACCAUUGUAUCAUUUGUCUUUUGAACUUUCUAGGUUGUUCCUCCAAAGGAAUGGAAACCACGCAAAUGGUAUGAUGAUAUUGAUGAUGUGAACAUCCCAGCUCCUAUUCAGCAAGUGGUCACAGGCCAGUCAGGCCUCUUCACACAAUAUAACAUCCAGAAGAAAGCUAUGACAGUUCGGGAGUUCAGGAGGAUAGCAAAUAGUGAUAAGUAUGGAAGUUUAAAUACAUUUCUAUUCUGUAAUUUUAUUUAUAAUAGUGAUAGCCAACAUGGCACCUUCCAGAUGAUGUUGGAUUACACCUGCAAUUCCUGGCCAUUAAUCAUGCUGGGUGGGGCUAAUGGGAGUUGUAGUCCAAAACACAUGGAGGGCACUACAUCAACUACCUGCUCUAGUUUCUUUUUUAAAUAACUGCCAAGCAAUGCCCAUGUAUGACCUGUCCUUUAGUUUUAACAGAAAGAACAGAUCUUCAUACACAAAGGCUUGAGUCAGCCCCAAGGAGCCCCUCUGCGCAUUGCAGUUCUUGCACCCAUAAUAAACUGUUUCCUCCUGUUCUGUGGCUCAUAGGAAUUGUGUUUAUCGCUGCUGACCAUCCAGGAACACUGGUGUUCUUUGUCAAAGAUUAUCACCAGAAUAAUUGAGAUAAAAUUAUCCAGUCAUGUACUGUAUUUCUUAAUGGUCUUUUUCUUCUCAAAUUAUGCAAAUCAGUUUUUUGGCAAAGAACUUGAGCCUGAUUGCAUAGCGUAUAAACGUUAUUACUAAAAGUAGAAAAGAACAAGAAUGGAACAUUUGGCUUCUUAGUUCUGCAUGUUUAUACUUAUACAUAUUCCCUCUAUCCAUAGUGCUUAUCUAAUCUGUUUUCUAUAAUACAUUUUUAUUAAGACUAAUCUGUUGUUGUUUUUUUAAAUGACUGCUACUUUUUCUGACAUUUCUAUGAGAUAUGCCUAUGAAAAAGAAAGUGAAAAGCAACUGCCUUCUAUUUUAGAUACUGCACCCCUCGAUAUACUGAUUUUGAAGACCUUGAACGCAAAUACUGGAAGAACCUCACAUUCAAUGCUCCAAUAUAUGGUGCAGAUGUUAAUGGCACACUCUAUGACAAGGUAAGAAGCAAACUUAUGAAUAGGUGUCUCUAACUUGUGUAUGGUUUACCUUGCUUUCAGUAGUGAUUACAAACUCUUAGCCUUGAUGCUGAGCUCUAACCAUUGUAUGGUGUCACUGAAGCAAGUGCAGACUUACCUGUCCCUGUUGCUGAAAUUAUCAAUAGGGCAAGGAGUAGAGGUUAGCAGUAAUAUAGGACAAAUCAUAUUAGUUAUUACAGCUGAUAAGAUGUUAAUUGCUUGUUUCUGUUUGGCUUCAUUUAAUUUCUUCAGCAUAUAGAUGACUGGAAUAUUGGCCAUCUGAAUACAAUUCUUGAUGUAGUAGAGAAUGAAAGUGGCAUUACUAUUGAGGGGGUGAAUACACCAUAUCUCUACUUUGGAAUGUGGAAAACAUCAUUUGCCUGGCACACAGAGGACAUGGACCUCUACAGCAUCAACUACUUGCAUUUUGGGGAGCCCAAGUCAUGGUGAGAGAAUCUGUUACGGAAAAGCAUUUUGUAUAUAACUUAUAUUUACCAUUCUGUAUUUCUAGUAAGAGUCUCAUGGGCAAGCAAACUUCCUGACUUCCUUAGUUUGGAAAAGAACAAAAUUGGCCUAUAAAUGUUGGUAGCUUAGCAAUUGAAAUUAUUUCUCCAUUAUUUCCUGUUAUUAUUACUACUACUAUUAUUAUGAUAUCUAAAGCUCUUCAACCCCAAGCUCCGCUAUGCUUUUUGUUUACUUAACGUGUUUGUGACUACAGGUACUCCAUUCCUCCAGAGCAUGGGAAGCGGCUGGAACGCCUUGCUAAAGGUAACCAUCUCUUUCUGUCUCAGUGGAUGUAUGCAGUUGAUUGUUUCUGAAGAGCCAUAGGAUCUACUUUCGCUUUAACGCUACCAUGGCAAUAACCCUAAUCCAGCAUUAUAAACCUAACAGCAGGGAGGAAGAACUUUUUGCACGUGAGGGAAAAACCUUUUCUAGUGCAGCAACUUACCCUAGUUCCCAUACAGUUCAACUGACAGGUUAGUGGAGUGAUGAAAUUCAUUAAAUCACAGUCAGUUUCUGAAUGUUGAAAUGAGCAAUGUUGGAAGACUAUUACCCUUGCACAGCUCCCUUUUCUUUUUUAAGGACUACAUAGGUGAAGAUCUGGACAAACAUUCAUCUUUUCAUGUAUCUUUUGCUAUGUCCUUGCAGCUGAAAGAGGAAACAUUACUCAUCAGCACAAUCCAGUAGAUCACUGUAAUAAUCGUGCCAAAAUGUAUAAAUAUACAGUAUAUAAUACAACAGUGAUGGUUAUACUGCUGGGAGCUAGUUUUGGCUUCCUUGGGCAAUGCCUGACAUUGGAGAAAUUGGAAAACCAUUUCAAGAAGAGACCUUGGGUGUGGGGAAGGACUGUACCCCAGUGUGUAGUGCACAUAUCCUUCAUAAUGGAGCUCCAGGUUCAGUUCUCGGCAUCUCCGAUUAAAGACCGAGCAGGGCUGGGAAAUAUCUCUGCUGAGAGACUUGGUCUCUGAAUGAGUGUGUGGGAAGGGAAAUUUCUUUGUGGUGGUAACCAUUCUUAGAAUCUGGGAAUGAAGUGUUUGUUUUUAUUCCUGCACUCCUACUUGGAGGGGGGGCGUUGAAGUUAGGCUGAUUGUCUUAAUUGUAAUCUGUUUAGGCUUUCAAAAUGUUUUUUACUCAGCUUGAUUAAAGGAAAUCCACUAGUUAGCUUCACUUUCUUUGGAACCUACAAACAAGAUGCAGCUUCUAUUAAGAGUCUAAAAAACGGAUAUUAAUCUCCACCUUAGUUCUUGGGGUUUUUAUUGUGAGGUGUCCCCCUCCCCCAUUUUCAUUAUUUUGGUCCUUAUUCUGAGUCUGUGACAUAAUUCGUAUUGUGCUAUGAGAUGAGAUAAGGAAAGACUGUCCACCUUUCCAUUAGAAACAAGUGGGUACAGUCACCUUUGAGAGAGCAUGAUAAUGGUCUGGUUUUUUUGCAGUCUUGUCUCUCUCCUGCUUGAGUAGCAAGAGUCGAGAAUAAAGUAUUAAAUAAUGUAGCCAAAGGGUAUUUAUGUGAGCAGCCCUUUUCAUCCAGGAACACAUAUAACAUCUUUACUUAAACAGGGUUCUUUCCUGGAAGUGCCCAGAGCUGUGAAGCUUUCCUUCGUCACAAGAUGACCCUAAUAUCUCCAUCAAUAUUGAAGAAAUAUGGCAUUCCAUUUGACAAGGUGAGAAAGGAGCAUUGGCAUUACUGCAGUUUUAGAGUACAUCUAAGGAAGCAUCAGGGAUCCUUGUAAGAUGACAGGAAUUGGAUUUCUGAGAAGUUGAUGAAAACACCAGAAAAUACAAAAUCUCUUAUGAGAUCCCUUAAACUUUGGCCUUCCUAUUUCUAGAAAGGUCUGGUCUUAAACUUACUGGACAAGAUAUAAUUCACUUGCAGAAGAAAACUAAGGUGCAGGGUUUGAUGCUGUGCAGAGGGAUGUAGCAAAUUAUUAUUUGUUUAAUUUGUGCCUACUUAGCAUAACAUGCCUUAACAUAGGGGUUGGCCACAUAGGGGUUGGCCACAUCUCUAUUCUAAUAACAGUUUCACAGUUCUAAUUGAAAUGGAAAAGGCACUACUAUAGCAUUGAAAGAUAGUUUUAGUCACUCAGUCUCAGCUGAUACAUAAUUUGUCUAAAUAUUUGUUUACAAAUGUACAUGUGGCCAAAUAAAAUUUUAACUAAAAUGUAUGUUGCACCUCAUUUCUUCUUCUGUCCAGAUUGAAAUAUGCCAUAUAUAGUUCAAUUUGCAGAAGUUCUCAGUCUCUUAGAAAUUUGAGAAUAGUGCAAGUAAAUCAGCCUUUGACAAUUUAAUUAUUUGAGCAAAAGGGUAAUUGAGCCCUAUGAUUUUGGAUUCAUAGUAUUAGAACUUACAAGUAAGAGAUAAUGUGAAAUGCAGAUAAUCUUAAAUGGCCUUCCUGUCUUACAGGUGACCCAAGAAGCAGGUGAAUUCAUGAUAACCUUUCCUUAUGGAUACCAUGCUGGCUUUAAUCAUGGCUUCAACUGUGCUGAAUCUACUAAUUUUGCUACACUUCGGUGGAUUGAGUAUGGAAAGCAGUCUGUACUAGUAGGUGUCAAUAUGCUUGCUGCUUGGAAAAAAAAUCCCUACUUAACAGCUUGAUUUUUUGAAAAGGGGAUCUUGGAACUACUGUAUUUUUAUAACAAAUAUUUUUGUUGGUGAUUCUGGGCUGCAAAGUCGAAUCAGCCAGUUUAGUCUUUCUAAGAUUGAUUAUGCUUAAAAAUGUGCAGUGGGAGGACUUGAUUAGAGAACUUUGGAGUCCUUUACACCUCUACCCCAUUCUGGUAAGCAGCAGUGAUUGUUGGUAUAGGGAGAGCUCUGAUCUUGCUUCCAUCUUUCCCCACAAUGGCCAAGUAAGUAGCCACAAGUAGCGUCAGGGCAGCUUUAUGGCACCACUGCUCUGGCUGCUCCUGCGUAGUUCCCCAAAUAGAGGCAAAUCUUGUUUAAUCUACUGUAUAAAGCACAAGACUUGUGAAAUAACAAUGUGGCAAUGAGACUUGUUGAGUUUCCCAGUACUCUUUAUAUAUGUUUUGAGAGAGAGAUUUUAUUGAACCUCCCAGUGCUCUCCCAUCCAAGGGUCUGAUCAGAGCUGCACACUGAUCAGAGCAGUGGGGCAGCUACAAAUGGUUCUAGGCCAUUCACUGGGUGCUUUUUUAUUUCAUCAUUAAUCAUUUGUUACACCAACUAACAAAUGUGUUGAUGUCAGAAUACAGCUCACAACUUUUGAUAUUAAGAAUAUUAGACAGGAAUUGGAUGUACACACUUAUUACCCAGCACUCCCCAAAUACAUUUCCAAUUAGUCAGUGGAGCCCCCUGCCUCUGUUAUCUACUCCCUUUUUGCACAUUAUUAUUUUCAAUCUCAAGUCCUAGUACCUGCUUAUUAAUUCUGACUGGGAAUGGUAUGUGAAAUCAUUGGAGGGAAAACAUGGUAGCAGAGUAAAGUAACAUUGGACGGAAAUAGAAAUAGAAGUGGCCUCACUUGGUUUGUUAUUCCAUGCAGUGUUCAUGCCGAAAGGACAUGGUCAAAAUCUCCAUGGAUGUCUUCGUGAGAAAAUACCAGCCAGAACGCUACAAGCUUUGGAAAGCAGGGAAAGAUGCAACUGUCAUUGACCACACACUUCCAACUCCAGAGGCAGCUGAGUUCCUUAAAGGAGAGCUCCUCCAGAAAGUUAAGAAGGAGAAGCAAUGUCCUGAGGAAAGUGAACCUGAAGAAGGAUGCAAAGCAGAGGAAGAUACGGAGAAGAAGAGGUAUGUUUGUUUUUUAUACCGUGCACAGAAAUUGUGAAGUGGCCAAUUCAGGAGCUGGAUAUUACCUUCCUUUCCUAUGGACAAAUUUGAUCAAAAGUGAUGAUCAACCUACUUAAGGACAUGGCCAUCAGCAAAUUCUUGUUUUGAUGUUUUUCUGGCUCACAGAGGGGUGAUGAAUAUUUAGAUGAAUGCAGGAAAUAAAAAGCAUAUAGCUGAGAAGUGCUAUUUGAUCAGCAUUUUCUUUAAAUAUAUUUUCACUGUAGGCUUGUGAGGGAGCAUUUUACAGAAAAAGCUGAGUUGAUUUAAUAUAUUGCAAACAUCUGACUAGAUUACCCUGCCUUUUCCAGCCUUUUCACCUUAAGUCUGUAUCCAUGGUGGAUACAUUACAUUGAAUAUGGCUACUCCAUGGCUAAAUAAUAGUUAAGACCUUUAUGUAAAACAGGGAUCUUUUUAAAGCUGAGGAGGAAAUGCUGUAAAAUUUAUUCCAAGCAUUGAUGUCAAUGAAUGUCCAUUUACUCUGUGGCAGAGUGGUAUGGUUUCUAUCACCCUUCUCCGUUGUUGUCUCCGUCGUGAUACAUGCAUUUAUUUAUUUUUGCAGGAAGUCCAUUAGUCAACUAGUCCUGAGAGAUAGCAACUUGCUGUGAUGGCUUCAGUUGUGCUUAACUUGUAAGACUUGUUUUUGCAGCAUGCCCAAGCAUCGCAUUGGAACCAAACGGCACCGCGUCUGUUUAGAGGUUCCUCAUGAGGUGAGCCAAAGUGAGGCCUUUCCCAAAGAAGAGCUGGGUUCAGUGCAGUUUGACAUGGAAGUGGCAGAACCACCUGUUGGACCUGCUAGAGAGCCUGUGCAACAAGGGGACCAAGGGCUUGCACCCCCAGGUAACUGCUUCAAGGUCUUGCUCCAUUGCACUGCUCCAUCAGCGUGUACCAUGUUGCUGCGGUUUUAUUCAUACUGUCACUCUGGUGCCAUGUACCAGGUGCAACACACAUUAGAUUGAAAAGGGCUACUGUUUCUGCAUUACAUGCAGAAAUCUAGGCAGUAAAUUAGCACGACCUUUAAAUCUAGCAACAAAAUACAUGCUCAAAGAAGCUGGGGCAAUCACAGAGAAAGUAGAUGGGUUCUUUGCAGUAAUGUUCACCUUAAGUUAUUCAGAGUCAUUUGACAAAAUAAGUCCAAUACUACCAUGUCAUUAAAAGCUUUUAGAACAAAUUAAUAAAGUGAAUAGCGGUUAGCCCCCAUAUCUUUUUUUUUAAAGAAUAAUUUUUUAUUAACAGACCAAUCACAUCAAAUCAAACCAAAUUACAUAAAUUCCAAAUUACACAGCCGAAUUUUAAAUUAUUGUUGGGGGUACCCAUAUUUCAAGUUCCGAAGGGAUCCAAUCAACUUCUUGCUUCUUACUGCUGUUUUAAUGUCCACAAAUCUAACCUUAUGAUGUUCAUAGUACUAUCCAGUCCUUUCUUAUUAUUUUUCCACAUCUCUUGUUGUUAUUUUCAUAUAUUUUUCCUUUCUCUUUGUGACCUCUGAUAGUCUCCGCAAGCUGGUUAGAACAGUUUGUAAUCCUGCGUGGAUUAUUUUUUUUUAAUCCGGUAGCCAUAUCCAGACGUUUUCCAUAUAACAUCACUUCCAUACAUCAAAACAGUCUUAGCAUCAUCAAUCUUCACCAAUCUGCCUCCUUUCUCAAAACCUCUGAGGAGAUUCACUAGGAAUGCAGUCUGAAAACAAGUCCAUUCUUACUCCCGGCUAUAAAUCCUUUGGCAAGAUGGCGACUCCGAAUUAAUUGCUGCGCCAUUCCCAAAAGCUCUUAUUGCUUCUCGGUCUCCAUAAAGCAUACUUUUGGUUAAAGUUUAUCUCCACACAGACCUUAAUCAUCCUGCUUGGGUCAGUUCAACCGACGGUUCUAAUCAUCUGAAAGUUGUAAAGGAACUGAUACAGAAUUACCAAAGGGUUCAUUGUGGUAACAAUAAAUUGCCUAUCGUUAAAAUCUUUAGAAGGUAGCUAAUAUGUAGUGUUUUAAAAGAUUUGAAAUAGAUUGGGAAUGCGCGCUGGGACAUGCAAGUAGGGAUAAUAUGUGUCCCCUCCCUCUUCCCUUAAUGUUGAGUUUUAACAUUAUGCAGGUAGAGAAUUCAAAAUGGACAAUAAUUUUUUUGGGGGAAAAAUGCUUAUGAAAUGUGCAAGCAUGCAUGCUGAGAAAUGGUGGGGUGGUGAUGACACUGAGCUAGAAUGUUUUCUUGGUGUUUGAAGUCAUGGAAUAAAAAGGUUGCUGGGGCACUGCUGACAUAGCCAGACUUAGCUACCUGAUGGAUCACCUCUGGAAGCCUCACUUGGAAUUUGUCUCAUUUGGCAGUUACUAAUGAGUGCUUUAAACAUUGUUUUGGUCCAGAAUAUGCAGAUUCCUCGGAAGUAAAAUUUGAAGAACUGAAAAAUGUCAAACUAGAAGAGGAAGAGCCAGAUGCAGCUGUUUUGGAUCUUUCCAUCUCUCAUUCUGUGACUUCAGCCUUGACCCAGUCAGCCAUGAAGCAGAGUUCAGCCUCCAGCUCUCAGUCUGGCUCUUCAAUGUGUUCAAGUUCUUCAGAUUCUGAAUCUCCUGACUUCCCCAGGCAGGGUCUUGAGCAAGCUGAAGUUCUCACAGUGCACAGUUAUGCUAAAGAAGAAGUCGGUGGCAUGGACAGUGAGCAGCCCUCUGGAAAAAAAGCCAGUGCUACUACCCGUGUGAAUGAACAGGAACUUGCAAAAGUAAUUAGAAGAUUAGUAUUGGGAUUGCAUUACAAGAGCAGUCUUGCUGUAGCAUAUGCUGCAAGCAGACUAAUGAUCAGUGAUAUCUAAAUUGUAUGAAUUGUGUAAUAGAUCAGGCUUGACCUUAAGACUGGUCUUCUUUUAUGUAAUGUGCUGUCAGCUUGAUCCUUGUAGGGUUUUCCAAUACAAGCCUAAGCUAGAUAUUAAAUAGGUGUGCAUUUGUGCUAGGACUGUGUUUUCUGCUUUGGGCACCAAGUAACUCUAGAUGUCCAAAAGCUAUAUAUUUGCACCUCUGGUUUUUAAGACAUGAGUACUUUCUCCAAGUGAAAGUCUUGUAUGUCAUGGAACGUAAGCCACAAAACUUUUCUCUCUCUUCUUCCUGACUUCAGUUCUGAAAAUUCUCUUCCCCCCCUCGCAAUCUGUUUAUGUUGUGCUGCAUCUGUUGUCUGUGAAGAGAUGCCCACAGACCUACCUCUGUCUUUUCCAGAUGGCGAAGGAGUACAUCAGAUCAGUAAAAGACCGUAAAAAAUCAAAAGGGCGUCGCCAGCCCCUGAGCAAACUACCACGUCAUCACCCACUUCUGGUUAAAGAUGGCCUCAGUGAUGAUGGUAAGUUCAGUGUUGUUUCCUUCCUGCAAUAGAGGUCUGUUGUGGAUGCUAGUGAGGAUUGGAGAUUCCCAGAUGUGUGCCCUUGUGCAAUUCCUGGGCAGACACAGAUUUUUUGAUUUUUUUAAAGGUGUGCGUAUUGCUCACUUGUUUCCUACAUGCAUGCCACAUUUGUGCAAAAUGAACACAUUUGAAUGAAUGAAUUGGAAGGCAGGGACAAAGACAAAGGGGAAUGCCUACUGGCAUGGAUGGAAGCAAGCAGAUUUGGUCUCCAACUGCAAAUGUGUGUAUAUGUAGACUAAUGAGGUAAAAUUUGAACGGAGAAAAUGUGGAUUCAAAAUGAAAUCCGCCCCCCACGUUAUUCCUUGAAAUAUGUUCUCUUACUCAUUUCUGGAAUAUUUUGAUUAAUAGUUCCUGAGAAGAUGCAGUGCAUGGCUAACUGAACUAGAAUUACUCUGGCAUUGAAUUUUCAGCCAGCAGGUUAUGGGCAGGUACAGGGCUUUGAUCUGUUUUGGUUCCUAAAAUUCAAGACACUUUUUGUAUCUAUUUAACAUUUAGUGCGUACUGUGUUACUUCCAAGUUAUUGAUCCCAUAAAUUAAAUAGGCUUGAGGAUCAUCAUGCUACAGCUUCCACUAUUGCACCACAUGUGUGAGAAACCUGCUUGUGAUUGCUGCUGGUGAAGCAAACUUUCAGCAGGACUGGGCAGUUGUACACUUUUGGGGACAGUGAGAACAGUGUCGUUUGGUAGUACUUGUGAAAUGGUUCAAACCGUUAAGGAAUUUUCCAACAAUCUAUAAGUCCCUUGACUCCCUUUGCAGCUCAGGUUUGUAAGCUUUGAAAGACCCCUGUGUAUCUUAUUGCAGAGAUGUCAGAGCAGCUGGCACCAGAUGAAGAAACUGAGGAGAUAGAAACAUGGGCAAAGCCACUCAGCCAGCUAUGGCAGAAUCGCCCUCCAAACUUUGAGGCAGAAAAGGAGUACAACUCAGCCAUGGCUCAGCAAGCCCCCUAUUGUGCAGUCUGCAUGCUGUUCCAAACCUACCAGGUAAGCAGACCAAAUCUUUUAGAGGUCUUUGUAGUGCACCAGCGCUGAGAGAAAAUAGCCAAGGAUAUAAUAAAAACUAGGUUGUGGGACAUUGAACACCAGGAACUAACAGCAGCAGCAGAGAAAACAUGUUCCCCUCUUAACUUUCAACUUUCUUGGGCAUAUGAAAUUAACCACAAUUAUCUUGAAUUUUUGCUUAAUCCUCAAGAAAGAAGGGCAUUUUCGCUGGCCAGGUUUAAUUCAAAUCCUUCAAACCUCCUAUGGGGAAGGUUCUCGGGAAUGGUGGAAGGAGAAAGAAUUUGCCCAUGUGAAGACCAUCAGGUGGAAACUCUUACACAUAUGGUUCUUAAAUGUAAACUAUAUGUUGAUCUCCACCAGCAGUUCCUAGAUCAACUGCAUCCCCAAAUGGGAACCAGAGUGUCAUACAUUUUCUAUUAUUGGGGAAUAAUCAGGAGCUCACCAAGUUAGUGGCUAAAUACCUUUAUCUGGUUUUUUGUCGUCGAAACACAUUGCAGACAUCUGAUCUCUCUGGAGACCUAGAGAUCUAAUGUUAGACUGCCUUGCCUCUUUCAUUUGACAAAUGUUUUGUGUCACUGGAAAGGCGGGAAUUCUGUACUGAUUUGCUAUGGAUAUUUGUAUGUGAUGCCAAUAAGAGGUUUGAAGAUGAUUCCAUAGAGAGUUACUUGUGAAAAUACUGUGGGGUAUGGGUCUCUUUAAAUCGUGUUGGAUUGUUUCCAACAGCUGGUAGAGCCUACCCUUAUCAACACCUUCCAUUUAGCUUCUCUGAGCCAAAUCUAUUAGAAACCUCUGUAGCAGUUUGAUGUGACCCAGGAAGCUUGGAAUAUGGAGCAAGAUAAUAAAACAGAAUGGGUACUAUAAUGGGAUUACAGUACAAGAUAACUGGGGUCUAAUUUAUCCUGUCCUCGAUCUUGGCACAUGAUUACUUGUUUAAAUUUAAAUUACUUGUUUAAAUUGUUUAAAUUAUUUAAAAUUAUGCCCUCACAUUUGUACCUUGGUCUGGCAGCAAGUUGGCUUACUGGGUUGUGUGUGGGGGUUUUGACAGUAAUAUUUAGUGUUUCUUUCUCACUAGGGAAUUCUACUAAAUCUACAUCUGAUUUGUCACUAACCUUGUCAUUGGCUGUGUUACUUGUCUGUUUAAGACUAGAGUAUUGUAGUUCUUGUGUUCGGACAGGACUGUACCUGAUAGGUAGCGUACUGAAUGAGUAGGUGGCCUUUGUUAUUACCUACACUCUUAACUGCCUUGCCAAACUGGUGUCCUAUUAAAUGACUCUUUUUCCUCCUCUUACAGGCAGAUUGUGGAGGCCAGAGCUCGCAGGCAGCUCCAGAUGCUGAUGGAAAGAUGAGAACUAAGCCCCUGAUUCCUGAGAUGUGCUUUACUACCACUGGCUGCAGCACAGAUGUCAGCCUCUCCACUCCGUACUUGGAGGAAGAUGGCACCAGUCUUCUGGUCACUUGCAAACAGUGUCAAGUUCGAGUACAUGCCAGUGAGUACUAAAGAUCCUGGGUGUGAUCCUGUGCUAUGAUAUUAAAUGCUGUCCCUCCAUUUUACUCUGUUUUAAAAAGGGAGAGAUGGACCUGUGGUAACUCACUGCUCCUUUUUUUUAAAAAAAGCAGGGAAGGAUGCAGAAAAAUAUUAUUGAGCUGCCUUUUGGGAACUACCUUGAUUUGUACAGAGAAUAAAAUGAACAAGUGCAUGGAAUACCUUGCAUUAGUGUGAAUUAGCUAAGAAAUGAACAGGAAAUCUAAUCUGUGCACAUAGUAGAACUAGAGCAUGCCAAAGAAAUUAUGCAGCAGAUUAAAAAAAGCAUACAGAAAGCAUUUGCACACCACACAUAGUGGAACUGUGAAAUUCUUCCACUUGAAAGUUUGUAUAAGAGUUCAUUAAAAAAAGACAGCAAAUGAUCAAUAGGAAUAUCAGCUGCUAUUAGGAUUGCCACAAAAUAUUGUCUACAUAAUGUUUUGGGUAUUCUUAACACUUCCGGUCUCUAGCGAUUUAUAGUGAGAAAACUAAAUCUGGUUAGUUACCCAGUUUUAAUAAUUUAGCCCCUCAUUCCUAACAGUGACCAGAGUCAGGAUCUGAACCCCCACCUACCCCUACUCCCAUAGCUGUUCUUAGGCGUUGAGUAAAUCAUGAAGAAAUGUGGGUAUUCCCAUUUUGAAAUAAAAUAUGAAAAGAGUGUAAGAGGCUCAGUGCUAUUGUUAGAUAUGUAUUACUAUGAUUUGAAUGGGUGAUGGAAUGGUUAGUCUAAAGUCUGCUCAUGUUCUGGUGUUGUCUGUUUCUUCUCCCUAUGGUCUGAAUGCCAUACUGUUGUGUUCGGGGACGCAACUGCCGUAUUCAGCUAUGCAGUGAUUAAUUCUAUCAGUAAAUAAAGUUACUGAAGCAGGAAGAGUAGAGUCUGAAAAAGCUUGCCAGUUUAGUUAUAUGCUGCUUCUUCACAGUGAGCUGUGGCCAAAGCAAUUUACAACAUAAAUCAAUUUAUCAAAAUACAAAAAAGGAAGGGGGAGAAAUCAGUUUACAAACCUACCAAUAAAUCCAAAUAGGAUAAAAUCAGUAAUUCAGAAAACAUUGAAGAAAUAAAUAAUCUAGAUUUAACUUACAUUUUGCUCCAUAUUUAUGUAUUAAUGGACAAUACACACACACACACACACACACACACACACACACUUAUUAGAGAAAAAAUACUUCUCCUGUUGAAGUUGUAUGUUCAUUUGUGUUAGGUUGUUAUGGAGUAGCCCCUGCGAAAGCAACUGAGGACUGGAAGUGCUCUAGAUGCAAAGCUAAUGCCUUAGAAGAGGUAAGAAAAUCUUGAAUGUCAUACCUUUUGCUAAAAAACUCUUGUGUAUACGUGUGGGCCUUGACUCAAUGCUACUGGGAUAGCUUUUGGAAUGCUAUACAUGAAAAUGUUCUAUUGAAAUGUAAAUAAUAUUGUGAGCUAGUUUUUGUUACGAAAAUGCUUCAUGGAAUUGUCUCAAAGGAAAUUGGAAGGUUGACUUAUUGAAAUAUAUAGGCAAUGACUGUUUUAGCCGUGUGCAAUUGAUGCAUGACUGUGCAUGCAUGUAUCAUGCUGUCCCCAAAAGUGGCUGGAAAAGGGAGUGGAACGGAGCAGGUUGUGCUUACAUGCACUCCGCUGCUGCCCAUGGGGGGUCAAGAACAUAACCUCCACACAAAGCAGUCAGUUCUUGUAUUUGUGUCUGUGUUUAAUGGUAGCCCGUUCAUUGAAUGCCUCAUACUGGAACUGUUACAAAGUGCAAGAUUCUUUGAGGUAGCUCUUUUGAAAUUUCCCUAAAGCAGUAUGUCAGGUUGCACAUUGAGAUUCCAUGUUAAAAUUAAUAUUUAUGGUGCUCAUUGAGAACCAUUAUCUGGUCUGCUGGUUUAGAGAAUUGGGUCCUGUUUAGUAUGUGACUUACAGGUACUUGAGCUGAUAAUGGAACUGGUCUGUAAGAGCCACUACCUAACAAUUUGGUUAGGAUGCUGUAUAUAGGCUUAGCAUCCAGCUGAAUAAGGCAGAGUUCCUGCUUCACCUCCACCUUCAAUUUUCAUUGGUGUAGGAGGACUUCCUCUUCAUUUGUUCUAGAACUCAACCCCAUUGAGUGCAUUCUGCCCAGCAUGAGGCAUAUGUUAAGCCCUUCAUUUCUGCAGGUUUCUAGUAGAAUUGGUUUGAAUUCUCUUCCGCUUUAGUAUGCUAGCUUGACAAAAGUGGUUAAUGCAAUAAAAAGAGAGAUAAGCUUGUACAAUCUGCAGGACUGAGCAUUUUGUGUGUUUGAGAGAGAUAGGAAGGUUCUGUCACAAGGAUGAAAGUGAGAAUUUCUUCAUUUCUUCUGUUUUGGUAACGUGGCUUUUUUUCUUACCUGUCAGGAUUGCUGUUUGUGCUCACUUCGGGGAGGUGCACUUCAAAAAGCCAAUGAUAACAAGUGAGUACUUGGGUAACUGAAUAUGGAAGGGAUGCAGGUGGCGCUGUGGUCUAAACCACUGAGCCUAGGGAAGGUUGGCGGUUUGAAUCCCCACGACAGGAUGAGCUCCCGUUGCUUGGUCCCAGCUCCUGCCAACCUAGCAGUUCGAAAGCACACCAGUGCAAGUAGAUAAAUAGGUACCACUGUGGCGGGAAGGUAAACAGCGUUUCCGUGCACUGCUCUGGUUUCGCCAGAAGCGGCUUAGUCAUGCUGGCCACAUGACCCAGAAAAACUGUCUGCGGACCAAUGCCGGCUCCCUUGGCCAGUAAAGUGAGAUGAGCACCGCAACCCCAGAGUUGUUCGCAACUGGACCUAACUGUCAGGGAUUCCUUUAUCUUUACCUUUUACCUGGGUAACCGAAUAUGGAAGGUCUUUUUUCCUAAAAUGUGUCAAUAAUUCACUUAAUUUGAAGCAACAGAUAUGGGAAUUAUGAGUUCCUGUUUGGUGCAAAGUGGGUUGUGAGGAAGCACAUUUGCUUACCUAACCUUUGUACAAGGCAGGGGUGGGUGUAGGUUUGUUGGUUUCAGAUGCAUCAUCUCCUGCAGCCCAUCUUUUAUAAGCAUGUGUUAACACUCCAUCUUCUGAUGUUGUUCAGGUGGGUUCAUGUUAUGUGUGCUGUGGCAGUUCUGGAGGCUAAGUUUGUGAACAUCGCAGAACGCAGUCCAGUGGAUGUCAGUAAAAUACCACUGCAGCGCUUCCGGCUGGUAAGAAGGCAGAUUGUUUUGUUCCUUUGAAGUGAUCAGUAUUCCCAGCAUAUGCGUUUUGAUUAUUCUUCCAUCAACAUUCUUACAAAGGAUGUAAAAUAAGGUUGUUCAGACCAAUAAGAUAAGUGAAUCUGGAGUGAGAUUAGAAGCAGAAGCAAUUGUACAGGUGUAAAGUAGAACACAUAACCUGUAUACUGUGCCUUCUAAGCACUUCGUAUAUGUUGUUCCAGUGAUCUGUACAGCAGCCCUAUAAGUUAAUUAUGUUGUAUUAUGUUGCAGAUAGCAACUUAAAGCUGAAAUUAUAGCUUGCCUAAUAGCUAUAACUAUUUGUUUUCUGCAUUUACAUCCUGCUCUUUUCCCAUGAAACUACUAAUUCCAAAGCCCUUCCCAGCAACUUUUAGUCAAAAGUAUUCACCUUGCUCCUGCCUGCAAGAUGGACACAUUUUUCCUAGAUGUGUAAUUAUGAGGGGUUGAGAGACCCAAAAGCCUACUAGAUACAAGAGAUUAGAGGGCACUGAAAUGCCAACAGCAUUGGUCAUAUCAGUGUCAGGUUGAACACACCAGUUGCAUUAUAAUGAGAGAGCAGACUACUUAUGCUGCAGAGAAAGAUGGGGAAAGUAAACUAUCCCAAGGAAAUGGGCCAUUAUUCUCCUGCAUCCUAUGUAUGGUGUGCGGUUAACAGCCCUUUUCAUCAGCAAGCAGUGUUGCAUUGCAUUUUGUUGUAAAUUACCUUGAGCAUAGCAGGGGAAAUUUACAAAGCAAUAUGGCAUAGACUACCUGCAGCUAACUAAACAGCAUGAGUUCUCUAUUAUUAUUCUUCACAGGGUUCUAGAAUAUCAGUGUUCAUUUGUGGAAAGUGCAGUACUUUAUUUACUUGAUGGAGAUCAGUAAGUGCAUUGACAUUUUAAAAAUGAAAUAUAAAACACAAAUCAGAACUGACAGACCUAUUGAAAAUAGGAAUUUAUUACAUUUGAACCCAAACCUCUCAUCUACUUCUCACUUGAAAGAAUGCAGAUGACUUCUUUUUUUAAGAGCAUAGGAAAAUUCAGAGAACAAAUUGUGAAGGAAAAAAGAUGUUCUUUUCUACUGAGAUAGUAAUUGUUAUACCUCCUUUCUGUGAAAGGAGACCAGUAAUUGAUUAGGGAGAGGACCAGGGAUAAGCAUUCAUUUCUCAUUUUUGUAGUAAAGAUGAAUGAAUAAGCUAUUCACUGGCAGUUGGCUAAGGACACAGCAAGUAAAAUCCAGCUGUAGUUUUUUAUGGAAUACAAGGGUCCCUGCCUAGCUCAAGAGUCUGUCAUCAUCAUUAUCAUUAUUAAAAUAUAUAUAUUGCUAUUCAUCAAACGAUCUUCGGGCAGUUCACAAGAUAAAAUACAAGAUAAAAACACAUGGAAACUUGAGCCAGAUAAAUGACAUACUGUCAGGGCUUCAGGUCUCCUACACUUUCACAACUUUUGAGACUGGAUAAGCAGAGGCAAAGGUGGGGACAGCAUUGAUAACUUAGUCACACUUCUCCGUAAGAGAUUUUCCUGCUACCCUCUUGAUAUUACAGUAGCUCCCUCUCACUCACUCAAAAUAUAUCUCAAAUUUAGUCUGCUGUUUUCAGGGUAGUGUGGUGAUAUGAACAUAAUUCAUGACUUGUUUUUAUUUAUGCUUUGGAAAAGCCUUUGUGUUUUGUUCCCACCAUGCCUUCAUCUCAGUCUUUCAUAUUACUGUACUGUUAGAAUGGGUAUUAUCAGUCCAUUAACAGUUGCCCAUUUAUCUUAUAUUGUGAAUAACCUGCUUCUGUUGUCAGGUAUUUCAUGUUUUUCAGCUGAUGUUGUACAGCUAGGUUGGCACUCUUGUUUAUGUACUAGUUCAAAGCCCUGUGCUCUAAAUGAGAUGCUUGUUCUUUCUCAUUUGGGUAUUAGACUUUUGGGCAUAUCAGAUAUGACAUGAGAGCAGCAGGGAUAUUGGAGGCACCAUUCUUGAUAAUUUCUCAGCAAAUUAUUACAGGGAAAGCCCUGUAAGAAUUGUGAGGAGACUGCCAGGGAGGGACAACUAAUUGAUAAGCCAAUAAAAAUGAUUCAUGAGGAGUUUAAUGGUCCAUCCAUUUUUGUGACAAACCCUUGAACAAAAGUUGAUGUAUUACAAAGCUCACAUACAUAGGUAAGCAUAAGAUGCAAAUGGUUAACAUUUAUUUGGAAUUUGGAGAUAUCCACAACAUUUGAAAAACUGUCUCAAUAUUUCUAAAUCAGUCCUAUAUAAAGUGUGCUUCUUUCAGUACCUCAACUUUAAAACUGUAGCAUCCAAGCCAGAUUUGAAGCUGAUAUGGCUCACUGUCCUUUCUGGUUGUCAUGUUCCUUGAAUCUGUUGACCCUAAACUGGUUUGUUCACAGAAAUGUGUUUUUUGCAAGAAGAGGCGGAAAAGAACUGCUGGCUGUUGCGUGCAGUGCUCUCAUGGCCGCUGUCCUACAUCCUUCCAUGUCAGCUGUGCUCAGGCAGCUGGAGUCGUGAUGCAACCGGAUGAUUGGCCUUUUGUGGUCUUCAUUACUUGUUUCAGGCACAAGAUUCCAUCCCAGGCAGAGGUAAGGUCAUGGAGGCUGUUAGAUUUGGUUUAACUGUUAAAGUCAUUUGCAUAUCCAUACAGGGAUGAAAAUAGUUAGGAAUCUAAAGACAUGCAGCACCAGCAAAACACAUAGCGCUUGGGAGGGGAAACAGUGAUCUCCUUUGUUCAGUGGAGGAGCAUAUCAUUUUAGGGCUCUGUGUUAAUUGACAGCUUUGGGCAAGUUAUCUUACCCUUCCUGGACAUAAAAUGCAUUGGAAGUGCUUCGCUCCCUGAUCAGUGGUCCAUAAGCUUGGAAGUUUUAUUUAUCUUGACUAUGGCUCUUCUUUUUUCUUCAGCGAGCCAAGGCUGCUCUUCAGGAUCUUACCGUGGGGCAAGCAGUGAUCAGCAAGCACAAGAACGGGCGUUUCUACCAAUGUGAAGUGGUCAAUCUGACCAAGGAAACCUUUUAUGAGGUCAACUUUGAUGAUGGCUCCUUCAGUGACAACUUAUACCCAGAAGACAUUGUGGUAUGCUAUGUAAUGAAAGAGCCAUUCCACUAGAGGGUGUAUAGUUUAAGGAAAUGCCUUCCUGAAUGUUCAUAUUGCAUCUCAGUUCACAUUGCUGAAGUAUUAGUGUUCAUUGAAGUGGGACAAAUCUCUAAAGCACCUGAACAGGGCUCAGCGUAUCACUUUGGGCUGUAGGAUGUAGACUCUAAAUGGAGCACUUAAAAUGCCUGACUGCUUUAUUACAAAUAUUUUCCAUUUCCUCCUCCUUGGCAUUUUUGUACUUUUAGCAUCAUUUUUUUUAAAGGAUGCCAGAUAACACCAGCUGUGGUAGGAGCACAUAUCUGAAACACCAAGGAUAAAGUGUUCUUUGUUUUUUAUUGUUAAACCUUUACAUGUAUUAUUGAGAAAAAAUAGGGUCAUAGACAGGUAUCUACAGAGAUGAAUUAGCCACGACUUGUUCCAUGCUGUAGAACAGCUGUGUAGUUGUAGCACCAGAUUUGAAGUGUAAACAGCUGCCAAUUUAAGGCAUCAAUGCUCUAUGUGUAACACAAGUUUCAUUCAUAACAGCAACUAAGAGAGAGCAGUAAUUCCACUUAAUGAAAGGUCUGAUGCCUCCUCAACCCCCAUUCAUCCACUCAACUGGUAACUCUCUCCAGAGUGGGUUGGAUAGUCGGCAAUAUUUAUUCUUCCCAUUUGUAAAUAGAUAAUGUUUAUCUUUUUCAAAAAAUUAUCCCACAUGACAGAGUCAAGAUUGUCUCCAAAUGGGUCCUCCAGCUGGAGGUGAAGUUGUUCAAGUGAGAUGGACAGACGGCCAAGUUUAUGGAGCUACAUUUGUGGCUUCGCAUGUUAUUCAGAUGUACCAGGUAAGGACUGAGUGAGAAGGGAUUAUACCUCUAUCUUCUGUCUCCCCUGUCUUUUUGUAUGAGUUCCCCCCCCCCCCGAUGGCUUACUAACUUGGAGGUCUACUACUUCUGCUCAAUUCACAAACUUAUUUAUCAGUUGUACAAGUGGCAGAUGGCAUCUAGGCUGUAGCUUGGCCAUAGUUAAGGAGCACUGGUUGAGCUGAGCAUUUGAAAUUUGACUUGCUUUAAUUGUGGUUGUGUGCUGUGAUUCUAAAUAUCUGUCCAAGUCCCUUCGCAGUCCCCUCUCUUGCUGUUAGCCUGUCUUUCACCUUUCCCACCCUGAUGUCUCUUGAGGGCAUAUAUGCAGAUUCAGUGUUUGUUUCUCAGCAUCAGUUCAACAAAUGCAGAAGCCAUGAGGGGACAGAUGGUAAGAUGGACAUUAUCCUGAACUCAGGAAGGCAUGGGUUACUGUGCUCACUUGACAGUUGCCUGAUUUUUCUGGAUGUAGGUGGAAUUUGAGGAUGGCUCCCAGCUGAUGGCAAAGAGGGAUGAUGUGUACACUCUUAAUGAAGAACUUCCUAAGAGGGUCAAGUCAAGGCUGGUGAGUCAAGGAGCAGGGGAGGCUGAUCCAUAUAGUUCUUUUCACAGAGAAGUAAAGUUAUAACUCAGACCUUUAUGUGCCUGAGAUGGUUCAUUUCAUGUAGCUAUGAGCAUAGGUGCAUUUUAAUUAUUAAUUUAUGAUGAGGGGGGCACGAUAUCCCUGCAAGGUGCAAUCCUUGAUUUUAAACAGUGAUCGUGGAUCUUCUGAAAACAUUGUAAAAUCCCUUGUAACUAGCCCUAAUUUUAUUUUAAUGACUGGCAAACUGAACUGAUGCUUCAAAAGCUGCCAUUUAAAAGUCCUGAAAUUGAAAGCCCAAUUGAUCACCUGUUUGUGGGGAUCAGCUGGGCCACCUCUAAUGCAGAACAUGAAUGCCAUUCUCAUAGUAACUAUUUUGGUUGAUUUCUCUCCCACAGUCUGUUGCAUCUGACAUGCGCUUCACAGAGAUCUUCACAGAGAAGGAGGUCAAACAAGAAAGAAAAAGACAGAGGGUCAUCAAUUCACGCUACCGUGAAGAUUACAUUGAGCCUGCACUGUACCGGGCCAUUAUGGAGUAGUAGUGGAGUAGUAGCUGGCAACAGAAUUGCGGUGACCACCUCCAGGUGGAUCCUAGCACUCCAGCACAGCAGAGGCCAAACAGACUGUCUUUACAUCCAGGUUUUUUAAAAAAAUAAUAAUGAAACAAACUUACCUGAUUCUGCAGCACCUUGAAGGUGGUUGUCAAGUAAUAGGAUGGAUUCAACUUUACUGGCAGACUCUAAGUCUAGAAUUUGGGAGCACUAAAUUCUCUGACUUCCUGAACCAUUUGGCUCACACCAGCUUGAUGGCUUCACUUUUGGCAGUGAGUUUCUUUUUGAAGUACAAACUAUUCUCUACCAGAGGAAAAUCUUCUUAAUACAACCCCAGGGAGCAACAGACAGCUGCAGUGCUAUGGAUGAACCCCCUGCUUUUUCCUGGAUUAACUGUCUGGUUCAGGGUGUGUUUCCCAGCUCACCAUGCCUGCACAAAGCUGGCGAUGUCACUGGUGCUUGACAAUUAAUUCCUUUUUAUAUUUAUAACCCUGUUUUUGUCAUGAGCACGUGUUUUUUCAGCAUCACCUCUCUCAGACGGAGCCAAGUGGGAUGAAGAAGGGAGAGUGAAACUGAUUAGCUCCUUUUAGUCCCUACUUCUUGAACCUUUGAUUUAAGUUUUUGUCCUAUUUUAUAUUCAGAGACUUAUUUACUCAUGCGUUUAAUUGUAAUAGUAUGUGCCUAUGUAAUAGGAAACUGUUUGGAGCCAUUUAGCACGUGCAUUCCUUGGGCAAGAGAAUCCCAGGAAGUACCCCUCAUUAAGGCAAUAAGGACCGGAGGCAUUCCAGGGCCCUGGUUCUCCUGGGAAGACGAGAAGUCAGGCGCAGGCAUGUAGCAAGGAUGCCUUGGAAAAUAAUUGUAAGCGUAUCUCACUGGCAUUGGCUCCAGCUUGUGGGGUGUCUUGAGUAUAAGUUGAGUAUUUAUAAAAUAAGUGCAAAGGUCAGCAUUAUUGGUAUUUCUGUUUAGGAACUUUAUGCUGGUUUUGCCCUAAACUAAGAUGGUAAAAGUAGCAACAGAACUCGUGUAUUUGGUCCUAUCCAAGGUGUGGAAGUUCAAGGGGUAUGAUUUUGGGAGAGAGAAAGGGCUGCUUUGGUGCUUUACAACAAUGGGGACAACUUUACGUACGUUCCAGAGAGAGUGCAAGCUACUUUUAUAAAUAUGUUAUUGUAGUGUAUGUAGAGCCAUAUCAUCAUGAACAUGCCCUUAUCUGACCUUGGAAGAUAAAAGUACCCUCUUGUUCAUUUGGCUGCUCUGGCAAAGGAUGUGGUGCCACAGCCCUCUGUUCAGCUAUUUCUCUUGCUGUAUAAAGAUGUGCUGUAUCGGAAAUUUUAGGGAUGGAGUGCCUUCUUACACAACAGACUAUGUUGUGGGGUAGGCCACUGCUUCUGUAUCAGCCUUGCAGUAUAUAUUGCAAAUUCUUAUAAUGUAAUUUGACCAAAUUCUCCUUCAGCUUGCAAACACAAUCUUCAGGCAUUUUUCUGACUCUUCUCUCCCUUUAUUAAUUGUAAUUUUGGUGUGGUCUGAGGCAGCCCAUAACGGGGGGGGGGAUAUAAAUUUUGAUAGCCAGUAUUAACUUGCUCUGUGUGUUAUUUGAGAGAGUCUAGGAGUGGGGUGACUUCAGAAGCAGUGUAUGUGGGAUCCCUGAACGCACACACAUGUACAUACACACAGCAGACUGGAAGAUUAGAAAAGUCAUUGCAUCUCAUUGAUUUCUGUGACUGUCCUUUGAAGAGUGGCAGCUCCCCAAAUGUAUAAAUCUGCCUUUGGAGAAACACUUCAAAUAUUCUUGAAUGCUUUUCACUCCCUCAGCUAUCUGGGUGGGCAUACUUUUUGGUGCUUUGGGUAACAGAUUCCCUCUGGUCAGUAUUCUUUUGGUUCCCCAGGUAUGAUAUUGAAAAGCAGAGUCUUCUAUCUUUCUUUUUCCCAGGAGCCUCUUCCUGUCCCAGCUGGCAUUUUCUGCAUCUUGAUUCAGGAAGGAUUGUGUUUAUAUACAGAAAUCCUUAUGUUGGCAUAUUUUUUAAAAUAUGGCUUAUUUACUGUUAUGCUUCAACUGAAAUAAUGGGCUUUUCUGUAUCAGCGUUGAAACUGAAUCAUUACCUUAAAUAUUAUCAACAUACAAGGGGGAUUUUUCCUUAUGCUUUUGUUUCAAAUUGUCUAUGGGAAAAACUAGUCUAGAAGGCAUUUAAAUUCACCCGAUAAAAAUAGUCUUGAACUGUAGCUAUACUGUGGCUCAGGGCCUUUUCUGAAUAUUUUUUAAAAUGAUAUCGCGGUUGAAGAUGUGUGUCUCUGGAAAUGGCUGUUCCUAUUCUAGACUGUGGGUGAACCUGAAGAUAGAUUGCAACAGGUUAAAGUAAAACAAAUUUAUAUUGUGUGGAGACAAUAUGUAAAGUACAUUGUGGCUGAACCAGCACACUUUGUGAGAAUUCUAAGGAUUCUAUCCAGAACUUACUAUAAGUAUUCUGCUCUACUACUAUUAUGGGUGUGUGUCUUGCUUCAUUUAGAUCAAUUAAAUGCAUUUAAUUUUAGUCAGCAUAGGAGAUCAGUGAAAUAGCAAAGCAGGUGUCUGUCCCCCAAAAUGCCAAUUAUUGAUUAAUUUUAUAUAAUGACUGUGGGAACUCAUUUGUACUGAUAUUUUAAUAGGCUUUUUAGGAGUCAAACUCCUUGUUAUUUGCUUCUCCCCUACUUUAAAUACAAAUUAACUGAUUAAGAUGCAUGAACAGCAAGGAGCAGGCUGAACAGAGUGUUAUUAUUAUAUACAUGAUGUCAUUAUUACCCUUCUCUAAAUUGGACUCCAAUAAUUUCUGACCUGUUUGAAGUUUUACUGGCUUUGGAAUGGCAGUGUGAGAUGGAGACAAGAUAGGCAGCUUUAUGUAUUGUUUUCAACCUGAUCUAGUAAUAUAAUUUUGGACUAGACUCAACUGAUUAAAUCUGAAACACUUUAACAUUGUAAGCCUCAUGUAUUUAAUUACAUCAUGGAACCUCUAUUGCU